CCCACACUGUGCCCCAACCCCAACUCCGCUAGCUCACCUCCCACAUCACAUGCCCACCCAAAGCUUCCAAACCAAGCUACCACCACGCCGCCGCCGCCGCCACCACCACCACCACGCGAGGGUUCAAACCGCAAAACUCCUCCCUCCCCGAGGUCCCCGCCGCAAAAGCCCACCCUAACCCCCACCCUCGCCGCCGGCCACCGCCGCCGCGGACCUAGCUAGCUCCCACCACCCACUGCCCCCACCCCAAUGCGACGGCGGCCCCCGCCGCCGCCGCCUCCUCUCCUCCCCAUGGCCACCCUCAACACCCAAACCCUAAUCACUCUCUUCCUCCUCCUGCUGCUCGCUGCUGCUGCCGCCGCGGCCGACGCCGGUGGUGGUGGUGAGAGGGAGGCGCUGCUGAGGUUCAAGGCGGGGGUGGCCUCCGACCCGGGGGGGUUGCUCCGGGGGUGGACGACGGCGGCGUCGCCCGACCACUGCGCCUGGCCCGGGGUGUCGUGCGGCGGCAACGGCGAGGUCGUGGCGCUCAACGUCUCGUCCUCCCCGGGCCGCCGCCUCGCGGGGGCGCUGUCCCCGGCGGUGGCGGCGCUGCGGGGGCUCCGCGUGCUGGCGCUCCCUUCCCACGCGCUCUCCGGCCAGCUCCCCGCCGCGAUCUGGUCGCUCCGCCGCCUCCUCGUGCUCGACCUCUCCGGAAACCGCCUCCAGGGGGAGAUCCCGCCCGCGCUGGCCUGCGCGGGGCUCCAGACGCUGGACCUCUCCUACAAUCAGCUCAACGGCUCCGUGCCCGCCUCGCUCGGCGCGCUCCCGGGGCUGCGCCGCCUGUCUCUGGCCUCCAACCGCCUCGGCGGCGCCAUCCCCGACGAGCUCGGCGGCGCUGGGUGCCGCAGCCUGCAGUACCUUGACCUCUCCGGCAACCUGCUCGUCGGUGGCAUCCCGCGGAGCUUGGGGAACUGCAGUAAGCUGGAGGCGCUUUUGCUGUCCUCCAACCUGUUGGAUGACGUCAUCCCGCCGGAGAUUGGCCGGCUAAGGAAUUUGCGGGCGUUGGAUGUGUCGAGGAACAGUUUGAGCGGGUCUGUGCCAGCUGAGCUUGGUGGUUGCGUUGAGCUGUCAGUACUCGUGCUGUCCAAUCCGUAUACGCCGAUUGGUGGGUCGAAUUCGUCGGAUUACGGGGAUGUCGAUGAUUUUAACUACUUCCAAGGAGGAAUACCAGAUGCUGUUGUCGCGUUGCCAAAGCUGAGGGUGCUGUGGGCGCCGAGGGCUACACUGGAGGGGGAGUUGCCACGUAAUUGGAGCGCUUGCCAGAGCUUGGAGAUGAUCAAUUUGGGGGAGAAUUUGUUCUCCGGCGGUAUUCCUAAUGGGCUGGUGGAAUGCAGCCAUCUAAAGUUCUUGAAUCUGAGCUCAAACAAGUUGACAGGUGCCAUUGAUCCAUCACUCACAGUGCCUUGCAUGGAUGUAUUUGAUGUCAGUGGAAACCGGUUCUCUGGCGCAAUGCCAGUGUUCGAGCAAAAGGGAUGCCCUUCAUCUCAGCUCCCAUUUGACGACUUGGUGUCAGAGUAUUCUUCCUUUUUUUCAUAUCAGGCGCUUGCUGGAUUUCGUUCGUCCUCAUUUGUCUUGGGCACGGAUUUGACUAGUUACCACAGUUUUGCCCAGAACAAUUUUACUGGACCAGUGAAAUCGUUGCCGCUUGCUGCGGAUAAACUGGGGAUGCAAGGGUCCUAUGCUUUUCUGGCUGAUGGGAACAAUAUUGCUGGACAGUUGCAACCUGACCUAUUCAGCAAGUGCAACAGCUCAAGGGGUUUCAUUGUGGACGUCAGCAACAACUUGAUAACUGGCGGGAUUCCAGUCGAGAUUGGCUCAUUGUGCAGCUCUCUAGUCGUUCUUGGUGUUGCUGGUAAUCAGCUCUCUGGUUUGAUACCAACAAGUAUCGGGCAAUUGAAUUAUCUUAUCAGCUUGGAUUUGAGUAGGAACCAUCUUGGUGGUGAAAUUCCUACUUCCGUGAAGAACCUGCCAAACUUAGAGCGCCUCUCUUUGGGCCAUAACUUUCUCAAUGGUACCAUUCCAACCGAGAUUAAUCAGCUGUACUCUCUGAAGGUUCUGGACCUGUCCUCAAACCUCCUCACAGGAGAGAUCCCUGGUGCCCUUGCUGAUUUGAGAAAUCUCACUGCCCUACUCCUUGACAACAAUAAACUUACUGGGAAGAUACCUUCUGCAUUCGCUAAAUCAAUGUCACUUACCAUGUUCAACUUGUCAUUUAACAAUUUGUCUGGUCCAGUGCCAGCAAAUAGCAACACAGUUCGGUGUGAUAGCGUUAUUGGGAAUCCUUUAUUACAAUCAUGUCAUAUGUAUACCCUGGCUGUCCCAUCAGCUGCACAGCAGGGCCGUGGUUUGAACUCCAAUGACUAUAAUGAUACAUCAUCUGCGGAUUCACAGAAUCAAGGAGGAAGCAAUUCAUUCAAUGCAAUUGAAAUAGCUUCGAUAACUUCUGCAACGGCCAUUGUUUCUGUCCUUCUUGCUCUGAUUGUGCUCUUUAUUUACACAAGGAAGUGUGCUCCCCGAAUGUCAAGUCGCUCAUCUCGAAGAAGAGAAGUUAUAACUUUCCAAGACAUCGGAGUGCCAAUCACUUAUGAGACUGUUGUUCGAGCAACUGGGAGUUUCAAUGCGAGCAAUUGCAUUGGAAGUGGGGGCUUUGGAGCCACUUAUAAAGCUGAAAUUUCACCUGGAGUGUUGGUAGCUAUAAAGAGGCUCUCUGUUGGGAGAUUCCAAGGUGUUCAACAGUUUCAUGCUGAGAUUAAAACUCUGGGGAGAUUAAGGCAUCCAAAUCUGGUUACCUUAGUAGGAUACCAUCUUGGUGAGUCUGAAAUGUUUCUCAUAUAUAACUACUUGCCUGGAGGAAAUCUUGAGAGGUUUAUUCAGGAGAGAUCAAAGAGACCUGUUGACUGGAAGAUGCUCCACAAGAUUGCUUUGGACAUUGCAAAAGCACUUGCUUAUCUGCAUGAUACUUGUGUUCCUCGUAUCCUUCACCGUGAUGUGAAACCAAGCAACAUUUUGUUGGACACCGAGUAUAAUGCUUAUCUCUCAGACUUCGGACUGGCAAGGCUCUUGGGAAAUUCAGAAACCCAUGCAACCACUGGUGUAGCUGGGACUUUUGGAUAUGUUGCUCCAGAAUAUGCUAUGACAUGCCGUGUUUCAGAUAAAGCCGAUGUGUAUAGCUAUGGUGUUGUACUGAUGGAGUUAAUAUCAGACAAGAAAGCCUUGGAUCCGUCAUUUUCUCCUUAUGGUAAUGGGUUUAACAUAGUUGCUUGGGCUUGCAUGCUUCUUCGUCAAGGCCGCGCUCGUGAAUUCUUUAUUGAUGGCCUGUGGGAUGUGGGUCCGCAUGAUGACUUAGUAGAGACAUUGCAUUUAGCAGUGAUGUGCACUGUUGAUUCACUCUCUGUACGACCAACUAUGAAGCAGGUCGUUCAACGGCUAAAGCAACUUCAGCCACCAAUCCGAGAACACCGAUGAUUACACAUUCAACUUGUAGAAGGUAAAGAUAGCCGUAACUUGUGGCCCUUGGUGAUUUUUUUUCCUAAUCAUCUGUUUGACUAGAUUUAUCUUGUAGAUGCCAGCUCUGUAUAAUACAGUUUUCACUGAAUUGCUCACUAAUGUAUCUGCAGAUAAGAAGAGCAGAUGUAAAUUAACAACCUUAAUUUCAAAUAUUUCAUUUAGGUUUGCCUGACUUGUGCUUCUUUGUUACUUCCCUUUAAAAGAACGAACAUCUAGUUCAUUUAAGUUU
This is a messenger RNA of Oryza sativa Japonica Group (Japanese rice), 3775 nucleotides long. RefSeq names its product LRR receptor-like serine/threonine-protein kinase RPK2. Lineage: Eukaryota; Viridiplantae; Streptophyta; Magnoliopsida; Poales; Poaceae. The record is from RefSeq and is a predicted model, not a curated record. Gene Ontology annotation, cellular component: membrane. Gene Ontology annotation, biological process: protein phosphorylation. Gene Ontology annotation, molecular function: ATP binding; protein kinase activity; protein binding.